This is a messenger RNA of Nyctereutes procyonoides (raccoon dog), 240 nucleotides long. RefSeq names its product cytochrome c oxidase subunit 7B2, mitochondrial. Bases 1 to 240 code for a protein of 79 amino acids. The transcript has a single exon. Lineage: Eukaryota; Metazoa; Chordata; Mammalia; Carnivora; Canidae. Gene Ontology annotation, biological process: mitochondrial electron transport, cytochrome c to oxygen. The record is from RefSeq and is a predicted model, not a curated record.
AUGUUUCCCUUGGCCAGAAAUGCACUAAAAAGGUUCAAGAUUCGAAGUAUUCAACCAAUUAGGUCAAGACAGAAACACAAAAAACACUCACCAGAUUUCCAUGACAAAUACGGUGACACUGUACUAGCCAGUGGGACCGCUUUCUGUGUUGUUGCAUGGGUGUAUACAGCCACACAGAUUGGGAUAGAGUGGAACCUAUCUCCAGUUGGAAGAGUCACCCCACAAGAGUGGAAUGAGUAA